AUUGUUCUCCCUCGGCGACGGAUCAGAUACCGCGCGCAGAAGAGGCGGCGCGUGCACGAGCCGCGUGUAGCGUGCAGAGUCAGCGACUCUACGUGGCGAUGGUGGAAGCCGGCGGAGAGCGCGAGGAGGAGCCGAUCUCAUCCGGUCAACGACACGUCCGCGGAAUCCACGUGCAGCCCGUCAGCGAUGCAAACACACGGGGCUGCGCUCUUCUCCUCAGCCGGGGCGGGUCUCAUCGUGCGGAGACCACUGACCGCCGCUGCGAGAGGUACGGGAAAGCGAUCCAGUGGAGCGGUUAAGAUGCUCGCGACGCGUCUUCUGCUCCUGCUCAUCCUCCCUUCACUGAGCCUGUGUGCUCCACAACUUCAGCAAACACUCAGUGAUGACAUUGUCGUACCGGACCUUGCGAAUCCUUUUGGCUCCAGCGAAGACAACCGCAGGCUCUUACAAAGCUACAUCAAGAGCAGCCUGAAGGAAGGACAGACCAGUCCAGAGCUGAACACAAGGGAGCAAGAGGUAUUUUUCCUUUUCUCUCUGUACGACUACGACAGAAGUGGGCAGAUGGAUGGCCUUGAACUGAUGCAACUGCUGACAGAUUUUCUGGCUUAUCAUGAAACGUUGCCAAAGUCUGCGGAUUCUGUUGUAUCUUUGGUGGAUUAUCUGCUACAAACUCAAGACCUGAACCAGGAUGGCCUACUGGCUCCUUCAGAGCUGUUAUCCACAAUAGAUCAAGAAAACAAAAUUGUUCCCCCUGAUGCACCUGCUGAGGAAGCCUUAAAUCGAGAGCAAACGCAUACAAACCCAGAGGACGGAGUUUACGAAACUCACCAGCAAGAUGCAGUGGUCAACCAAGAACCUCGACAUGAAAGUGAGACGCAGGACAUGGAAGCUGAAAAUCACCACCAGACUCCUGAAAAGCUUGAAGAACAUCAGCCUACCGGAGAACAGGAGCUGCACGAUGACCAUCAGGAACAGAAGAACAUACCAGUCCAUCAAGACCAACCAGAAAUAUAGUGCCAAAUUAAGCAUGAAGUGCAACUUAAGAGACUUGUACAAAUCAGCCAUACAUUGGAAACCACUUACUUGCCCGCAUAUACUGUACAGCGGAUGCAUAAUUUAAUUCUGGAUAUACUAAAAGUUAUGAAUGAGUACAAGAGCAUGUGUUAAUGAUUAGCAUUGCGGUAAAUAUCAACUUGUGAUCUUAAUUACGGAACCAAAAACAAUCAUUUGAAUUAGUUAAUGCCCCUUUUAAACUAUGCAAACCCAUAAAGUACAGCUUAGCUUUAUGAGGUGUUAAGCAGAAAUCUAGUCACAGCCAAGGAUAAAUCACCAUUAAAAAGGUUUUAUACCAAGGUCUUUGCAUAUUCCUAUAGCCAGGCCCCCUACCCCUUUUUUUUUGGAAAUUAAACCACUCUGAAGCCAUUAGAAGUGGAGAUAACAUUAAAAGACUCUGCAUGCAACAGAUUUGGGAUGUAGAGGACUGAAAUGUCACUGCAGUCACUCAUGCUACAUUUCCAGUACAGAUUUAUCAGCUAGCUUUUCUUCUAUACCAAAUGUGAAAUCCCACUUUUAGAUCUGAUAUUCAUUUUCUUGGUUUCCUUUGUUAUCCCGGCUUGUUUUAGGGAGAGAGGAAAAAAGAAAAAACCCAACAUUACAUAUCGGUUUUAAUAUUUAUUACAUUUUAGACAGUGCAUUAAAAAUUAAGACAAAAGUAAAGACUAAGUAAAAACCAUUCAAAAUCGAAGGCAAAUAA
Molecule: messenger RNA, 1753 nt
Organism: Puntigrus tetrazona (Sumatra barb)
Lineage: Eukaryota; Metazoa; Chordata; Actinopteri; Cypriniformes; Cyprinidae
Gene: cgref1
Product: cell growth regulator with EF-hand domain 1
Exons: 6
Coding region: 187-1014 (275 amino acids)
Molecular function (GO): calcium ion binding
Source: RefSeq, a predicted model, not a curated record